AAAGGGCUCUCCCUCACCCCCAUCAGCAUAGACACUUGGGCAGGGAGUGUUCAAAGCCAAAGGGCAGACUCGGACAUAGGAGGCAGCUUCCCUGCCUCAGUUUACCCCCUGCGUGCAUCCAGGCACCUCCCUCCCCGGCUGCCCUGGGGCCCGGGUCCCCAGAGGCCCGGGGUCCCUACAGUGUCUGAGGGAGCGGAAGGCGGAGCCCUGAGGGGUGGCGGACCGAGUCCUGCCAGCGCCGGCUGGGGGCGGGGCCCGGAGGCCCGCGCUGCUAGGUCCCCGCCCGCUGGUUUCCUCCGGGGUCAGCCAGGCUCCUUAUCAGGCGCGGCCAGGCAGCCUGGCCCUUAUCUGCACUGGGCCAGCAUCCUCCGGCCGCUGCGCCGCCAGGGGUGAGAGGGAGGAAACCGGGCCGCCGGGGGCGGGGAGAAGGCGGGCCGGCCCGAGAGCCGCUCACUUUCCCUGGGGGGGACCUACGCGGAGACCUCGGCUAUCCUGGCCCUCCGAAGCCCACGAGGAGGCGCGGCCCAACGCCGGGGCCUGGAGCAUUGAGGCCGGACCCUAGCGAGACAGCAGAGCCUGGCCUGACGCUGGAAACCACACCCUGGCCCAGACUGCCAGCCCUGACGGGACAGAGCCAGGGUACUCACCAGGCUGCAGGAACAGUGCUGGGGUGAGUACCCCCACGUCGGGGUCCAUGUGCCCGCCUCAGGCACAGGCAGAGGUGGGCCCCACCAUGGCUGAGAAGGCAGAGAUGGUGUGUGCCCCCAGCCCAGCACCUGCCCCACCCCCUAAGCCUGCCUCACCUGGGCCCCCGCAGGUGGAGGAGGUGGGCCACCGAGGAGGCUCCUCGCCCCCCAGGCUGCCACCUGGUGUACCAGUGAUCAGCCUGGGCCACAGCAGGCCCCCAGGGGCAGCCAUGCCCACCACAGAGCUGGGCACCCUGCGGCCCCCGCUGCUGCAACUCUCCACCCUGGGAGCUGCCCCACCCACUUUGGCCCUGCACUACCACCCUCACCCCUUCCUCAACAGUGUCUACAUUGGGCCAGCAGGACCUUUUAGCAUCUUCCCUAGCAGCCGGCUGAAGCGGAGACCAAGCCACUGUGAGCUGGACCUGGCUGAGGGGCAGCAGCCCCAGAAGGUGGCCCGGCGCGUGUUCACCAACAGCCGGGAGCGCUGGCGGCAGCAGAACGUUAACGGCGCCUUCGCCGAGCUGAGGAAGCUGCUGCCGACGCACCCGCCCGACCGGAAGCUGAGCAAGAACGAGGUGCUCCGCCUAGCCAUGAAGUACAUCGGCUUCCUGGUGCGGCUGCUGCGCGACCAAGCCGCAGCUCUGGCCGCAGGCCCCACCCCUCCCGGGCCCCGCAAACGGCCGGUGCACCGGGUCCCAGACGACGGCGCCCGCCGGGGAUCCGGACGCAGGGCCGAGGCGGCAGCGCGCUCGCAGCCCGCGCCGCCGGCCAACCCCGACGGCAGCCCCGGUGGAGCGGCCCGGCCCAUCAAGAUGGAGCAAACCGCUUUGAGCCCAGAGGUGCGGUGACCGCAUGCGGCAGCACCUCUGAGCCGGAGGGCACCAGGGACUCGGCCCAGGGCCGUCGAGGAAAGGGCAGUGGACGUGCUGCGCACGUUCGGGAGCGAACUCUCAGGAAGAAGGACCCGUGAAGACGUCAGGGGCAAGGUCUCGGGGGUCCGGAAGAGUGAUCAUCGACCCCCAAGGGAUCCGCAGACCCUUAAAAAAAUCACCCACCACCCUCUGGAAGUGGCCUUGCCUGGGUCCCCUUCCCAGGGGCGAGGUCGGCAAACCAACAUGGCAGAGCAGUCAUAGGA
Molecule: messenger RNA, 1824 nt
Organism: Symphalangus syndactylus (siamang)
Lineage: Eukaryota; Metazoa; Chordata; Mammalia; Primates; Hylobatidae
Gene: LYL1
Product: LYL1 basic helix-loop-helix family member
Biological process (GO): regulation of transcription by RNA polymerase II
Molecular function (GO): RNA polymerase II cis-regulatory region sequence-specific DNA binding; DNA-binding transcription factor activity, RNA polymerase II-specific; protein dimerization activity
Source: RefSeq, a predicted model, not a curated record